Messenger RNA from Durusdinium trenchii, 1236 nucleotides. The record is from the annotation of a GenBank genome assembly. NCBI's taxonomy places the organism in Eukaryota, Dinophyceae, Suessiales, Symbiodiniaceae.
AUGGGCAGCAGCAAGCCAGCCUCCAAGCGCUUGGGGUCGAGCAAAUCUAGCAAUGCUUCCACUGGCUCCCGCAGCAAGGGCUCGCGGACAAGCUGUGCCACUGACCGGCGGAAGCAGUCGAAGCAGCGCGCCCGGAGCAACUCCAAGCUGUCCGCGAGUGCGCGAGGCUGCUCACUGCCGGGACCAGUGGUGCGAAGCUCCUUCAUCUUGGCAGAGCCCAAGAUGCAAGCUCUUCAGAUGUUUGUGCGAAAGGCACUGGAGCCAUCCAAGGAGCCCACUUUCGAUGAGACAGAGAGCAUGAUGGAGAGCUUUGGGGAUAUCGAUCAGAGCCCCUCACGCUCGGACUGGGAGUCCUUUGAUGCCUCACCUCUUUGCCGAAUGACCUCCAAGGAUAGCCGAAGGAUGUCUGCCUCGAGUCGGCGUAUGUCAGCGCUCACGAAGACUGCCAGUAGCCGUCGGACCUCAGCCACCUCAACACGGCGGCAGUCCACAGAGACAGAUGUCUCAAACCCAUCUGGUCGACUGACAUUUCAGAAGCCCACCCAGGACACUGCCAGCAUCAAGCUAGCACGCCGGGCCUCCAUUUUGCAAGCGCGCUCCGAUGAGACGAGCCGCACCGUGAUGGUCCAAAAGGUGGAGGAAGCGGUGAAGGAGCUUGCUGAAGCUGCGCAGCAGCCACAUCCCUAUGCCAAGCGAGAGGUCCAGAUGCCGAAGCCCAAGACGGACUCAAAGGACUCCACCCUGCGUAGCUACUUCUCCCCUGGCUAUGCGGAGCUUUGUUCAAGCGAAGAGCGGCACGAGCUACGGCGGUUCUAUGACACCGAGCCGGCGCAGCAGCACUUCCUGAAUCGAGCUGGCCAUUCACUGCAGAGGCUUUUCAUCGACUUCGACUUGGCCAAAAACUCAGGAGGCGAGCUUCAAAUGCACGAGGCGCGCUGCAUCCAUGGCGAUCGGCUGGGGGCCUGGUACGACACACACGUGGCCAAGUGUGAACCUCGAGAGCCUCCUCCCUUCCGUACUGUGAUUCCAUGGAUAUUUUUGACGGAAGAUGAGAAGCCACCGCCUGGCUCGAUGCGCCCGCGGAGCGCUUUUGCCCGCGUGCGAAGCGUCUACGCCUGUCGCCGGGACCUGCAGCGGGCACAAAGCGCGGCGGAGGCGGCACGCGGGGCGCGCCCGCAGAGUGCGCCGCUGACGCAGACAGCCACGGCGCCCAGCUUGGAUACUUUGGCAAGGUGA